Molecule: messenger RNA, 1470 nt
Organism: Naegleria gruberi
Lineage: Eukaryota; Heterolobosea; Eutetramitea; Acrasida; Naegleriidae
Product: BLUF domain-containing soluble adenylate/guanylate cyclase
Exons: 3
Coding region: 1-1470 (489 amino acids)
Biological process (GO): cyclic nucleotide biosynthetic process; intracellular signal transduction
Molecular function (GO): FAD binding; blue light photoreceptor activity
Source: RefSeq, a predicted model, not a curated record
AUGCCGACGAUGAACAACAUCAAUGUUGAACCAAGUAAUCCGCUGAAGGGAUUCAGAACUGGCUUAUUGGAAAAAUUGUUCGUGGACACUUCGCCAACAGCUUUGAGGCGAAAUUCUAUUCACAAUACCACAUCACCAACAUCAUCUUCUGCAACAGUACUAUUAAAUAGUAGUGUGGAUGGAAAAGAGAUAAUGGAUGAGGGUAGUAGUAGAAUUUGCUCUGCACCAUCUGGCCUUCCAAAUCAGUCAUCAUCAACUAAUGGAAAAACAAGUCCUUCAUUGCUAACACAUUCCCGAAUGAUGAAGAGAUGUUCCAAGCAACAAUUGUUAAGCAUGCUACCAAAGAAACCAUAUUUAAGAAUUCAAUAUGCAUCUCACUGUUGCUCUGGGGUUAUAUCCGAUCAAUUACAAGAGGAAAUUCUUAAAGUUGCCCAACGAGAGAAUGAACUGAGAGGCAUAACUGGUGUUUUAAUUUGUGUUCAGGACAUGUUUUUUCAAAUCAUUGAGGGUCACACGGAACAAGUAGAUAGAUUAUAUCACAAUAUUUUGAAGGAUAAGAGACAUUAUGAUGUGGUGUGUGUUGACAAGACAUACUUUAGUUUAGAUGAGGAGAGAUAUUUUCCAACUUGGUGCAUGCAGGCAUUGGACAUACAGAGCUUAUUUGAUCAUUGUCUCGAUCCAGCUCAUUCAACAGCUGUUGGGGCUGCAUUUAGGGCUUUUAAAACAUUACUAGGUUCACUUUUAAAUACACAACAAGUGUUUAGAAAUUAUGCUCAACCUGCCAUUUCAAAAUAUUUGAGUGAAGGGGAGAACCCAAUGAUUAAGGAAUCAGUAGAGACUGAUAAGGUUAUAUUAUUCAUUGAUCUUGUAAAUUAUACGAGUAUCACCGAGAAGGUUUCAAAAACAAGGAAACCAUCACAAGUGGUAAAUAUUUUGAAUACAUUCUUUGGAGUUGUUAUGGAAACAGUUGAGGAAUAUUCUGGAGAGAUAACUAAAUUAAUUGGUGAUUGUGUAAUGGUCUAUUUUGAUGGAAACGAAUGUCAACAGGCUGUUGAUUGUUCCAUUGAUAUUUUGGAGAGACUUGAAACUUUAAGGCAAACAUCUGAUGAUCCUUGCAUUAAGAUGAUUUAUUGUACCAUUGGUAUCAGCAGAGGAUUGGUUAUAUUUGGAAAUGUUGGUUCUGUGGGAAGGAAACUUGAUUUUACAGUAAUUGGAGACUCUGUGAAUACAGCAUCUAGAUUACAAUCAUUUGCUUCCAUUUCUCCACAUUUUCUAAUAUUCGAUGAGAGUGUUAGAGAGAGACUAGAAGACACAACAGAACAAUGUAUCGUUGAAGUUGGGGCAAUAGAACUAAAAGGAAAAGAAAGGUCUGUUAAAACUUACACAAUCGAUCACGAACUCAAUUACAAACCUUCCAAAAAAGAGAUGGACCGCAUAAUGUCUCUAUCAGCCCUCACAGAAUAUUGUUGA